AUGUUAAAACGUGAAUCCUUGAUUCCAGGCAGUAUCACGCUUGACGCUAUGCAAGAUUGCAAAGAUAAAAAUUCUAGUAGAUCGUUCGAGUGGACGUACAAGAUCUGCAUAUUGCGAAAUGGCAAAACGGACUGGCAUUCUGCUCGCACGUUCAGGAAAUACGCACGAAAGGAUCAGCAGCAGCCAGCAUUGUACACGAAUUUUCUACUACGAUGCUUCGUCCAGUCGCUUGCUGUCUGUCUGAGGAAUUCGUUGAUGAUCACCAGUCUCGAACUGGACGGCAUUCCUUUGGCGCCAAAAUACAUAAAGAUCCUCAGUGAUGGCUUGGCGAGUAAUCGGAAUCUGCGAAGCUUGUCAUUAAUCAGAUGUCAAAUUGGUGAUGCAGGAUGCGAUCUAUUGUUAGAAAGUCUGCAGUGUAAUCCAAGUCUCCAUAUUCUGAACCUGUCGUCAUGUUGUCUCACUAAUAGAAGCGCUACGUGUUUGUCAUUAUACUUGAAAAAACGGAGAGUGGACUUAUUGCGAAGUGUUUGGAACGAAUCAACGUUGUCUCGAGAGGACGUUGACGAAACAAUGAAAGAAGGACUGCAAGUACUGAUACUCGAUAAAAAUUACAAAUUUACCGACAUAGGCCUGCGGCAGCUGAUACAUGUUCUGAAGAGUGAUUUCUGGUUGAAGAAAUUAUGCUUGCGAUGUUGCGGGAUCAGCGAACGCGGAGGACAGAUUACGCUGGAACUUUUGCGAACGAACAGCGUCAUCACUCAAAUUGAUCUCAGGGAGAACAAAGUGCCGGCUGAUAUAUCGCAAAUCAUCCAUAAGCUCUUAAAGACAAGGAAACAUAAAUGGGAAAGGGUAUCAAUGCAGAAAAGAUUACUGAGCCAUAAACAUGUUCGUACCCGAGAUAUAAUUGCAAAGAGAACGUCUCAGUGUGCAUUGAAGAAGAACAAAUGUAUCACAAAUCCGGACUAUCUUCAAUUAAGGAUGCAAGACAAUUGCGUUUCACAAAUAUGGUGCCCUACGUAUAUGCGAAGGACAACAAGCGAAAAUAGUAAAGUACACAAAGCGCACGAUACAGUAAGGGGAAAACACAUUCAAUGGACCAACGUGCAGCAAAUGCAGAAACGUUUGUCGCUUAUGAUCAAACGGAAUCAAAAUCUAAUAGCGGCCUUAGAGAAUAACGCAGAUUUUUUGACGGAGGAGAGAAAUCGCCGUUUGAGCGCUGAGGAAGCGUAUCACAAACUUCAACCUCGGCUUAAGAGUCUCAGGAAAAAAAUAGCUGUGCAAAAUUCUACCUGUUCCGCUGCGCGUUAUGAAAAUCAAGCUUACACGAACUUGCUAAAUAUAUUCGAUAAAUUAGCGAUAUUCACGAAUGAGGAAAAGUUUAGGAUAGAUGGUAGAGGUGUCGAAGCAGAAUCUGGCGGGAACAAAAUUAAGUCUGCUGUUUAUCGUUGUAAAAGCCAACCGUGCAAAAACGAACUCGCUUAUCUCUGGCGCAAAAGACCAAAUGGACGCGAGUGAAAGACGCACGGAUACCUGUAACUUGAAGCCGCUAAAUAUUUAUGCUGUG
This is a messenger RNA of Harpegnathos saltator (Jerdon's jumping ant), 1564 nucleotides long. Its product is annotated as centrosomal protein of 78 kDa. Lineage: Eukaryota; Metazoa; Arthropoda; Insecta; Hymenoptera; Formicidae. The coding region runs from base 1 to 1515 and encodes 504 amino acids. The record is from RefSeq and is a predicted model, not a curated record. Gene Ontology annotation, biological process: cilium organization. Gene Ontology annotation, cellular component: centrosome; ciliary basal body. The transcript has 5 exons. Gene Ontology annotation, molecular function: protein binding.